GUAUCCUAAAGGGAGUCGCAUUAUAGUAUUCACUGAGACUAAAAAGGGCGCAGAUGCUUUGACGAGGGAGAUGAGGUACAACAACUUCAACGCAGCGUCUAUUCAUGGCGAUAAGGAACAACGUGAGAGGGAUAGGAUACUGAACGACUUCAAGACUGGUCGCUGUAAUGUAUUGGUGGCGACCGAUGUUGCUCAGCGUGGACUUGAUAUUAAGAACGUUGAGUGGGUGGUCAACUACGACAUGCCUAAGACCAUCGAAGACUAUGUCCAUCGGAUCGGCCGUACAGGAAGGGCCGGCGCUGUAGGCAAUUCACUCACAUUCAUAACUAACGACACUCACACCCCUGAUAGAGUGAGGAUGGCUAAGGACAUCGUCAAAUGCAUGGAAGACGUCAAACAGACACCCCCACAAUCGCUGUAUGACAUGGCGUCCAUACGUAUUGCAUCAGUCAGGGGCUCCGGUGGUGGGAGUUUCCGGGGAGGCUUCCGUGGUGGCCGAAGAUGA
Messenger RNA from Perkinsus marinus ATCC 50983, 505 nucleotides. RefSeq names its product helicase, putative. Gene Ontology annotation, molecular function: RNA helicase activity; RNA binding. The annotation marks the transcript as partial. Lineage: Eukaryota; Perkinsozoa; Perkinsida; Perkinsidae. The transcript has 5 exons. The record is from RefSeq and is a predicted model, not a curated record.